CAGAAGUUCACUUGUUUAACUGAAAAACCAGCCGAUUUUUCAAAGCAAGCAGUAGUGAGCUGACAAGCUCUAUCGCCCAAUUAUAAUUCUUUCUACUAACUAAUAUCUCGUUUUUACCUAUUAUUUUGUCUCUGUAUCGCUCAUUUUCCUCACCAAAGGACCAUGCCCGACGAGGAGGAAGAAACUGAUACAUUCGUCGCGCCGAAAGGGUACUGCAGGAUCUUCUCCCUUCAAGCUGGCACGUGCAUCACAUCAACAAUUGGAGUGACAUUGAUGCUUAGUGUCAUCAUAUAUAACGUUUUCGCCGAAAACCGUUUGGCCUCAGUGAUGCUACAAAUUACACAAUAUUUUUUUAUUUACAUUUAUUCGCUUAUUAUGUUUGUCGGGUUUGGAUUGGUGUCGUUCGCAGCAUUUUUAGGAAUACCGAAGACUCUCAUGAUUGGCUAUUACCUGAAUUUCUCCGGUUUUAUCCUUUGGGUCAUAUUGUGUAUUAUAAGCUACAUACCGACGAAUGACGCUUUUAUGUUUGUGUGUAUUGACAAUCGUUGUCCCGAGACUCAUUGGCUCUACGACACGAGGUGGAGGAACUAUGGAUUCGUCUGCCCUUUCGACAAGAAAGCCACGAAGGAAGACGAAAGCCCAGUACUUUCGUCCCUGUACAUCGGAUGCGAAAAUUACGAAGAGCUGCCCAUGACUACAUCCACGAUUCUCGGAAUCGCAUGGGGCAUAUUCAUGGCUUACGGCCUUUAUACGUAUAAACAAUUCAAAAAGGAAUUGACAGGAGAAUUGGACUUCUUCUGAUGUGGAGGUUGAUUUUUACCUUAAUUACCUGUAAUUAUUCUUGUAAAUAAAGAAAUACAAAACAAA
Messenger RNA from Cimex lectularius (bed bug), 867 nucleotides. RefSeq lists its product as uncharacterized. The record is from RefSeq and is a predicted model, not a curated record. Lineage: Eukaryota; Metazoa; Arthropoda; Insecta; Hemiptera; Cimicidae. The transcript is spliced from 6 exons. Bases 163 to 801 code for a protein of 212 amino acids.